Messenger RNA from Fragaria vesca subsp. vesca, 1173 nucleotides. Its product is annotated as INO80 complex subunit D-like. Lineage: Eukaryota; Viridiplantae; Streptophyta; Magnoliopsida; Rosales; Rosaceae. Gene Ontology annotation, cellular component: NSL complex. The transcript is spliced from 2 exons. The record is from RefSeq and is a predicted model, not a curated record. Bases 1 to 693 code for a protein of 230 amino acids.
AUGGCUGCCAAGAACAACACCCUUCCUCCUCCGUCUUCCUCCAAGAACGACGACCCAUCCACCUCGGCCAUCACUCCUUCCCAGGAAGACGCGUACCUCUCACGCGCCUCCCACCUCACUCGCCAAGAGCUCCUCCGCCGCCGGUCGCACCGCCUCAAGGAGCUGACGAAAUGCUACAAAGACCACUACUGGGGGUUCAUGGAGCACCUCAAGAUCCAGUACAGGGAGUACUACUGGAAGUACGGUGUCAGCCCUUUCAAACAAGACAAUGAAGUUGCUGCUGUUGAAGGUGGCGAUGAUAAUAAUCGGCGGUGCGCUUCGGUUGGCUGUAAGCUCAAGGCCAUGGCCUUAACCAGCUUCUGCCACCUCCACAUUCUCUCCGAUUCCAAGCAGAGGCUCUACAAGGCUUGCACUUAUGUUAUCAAGAGUGCACAGGCAGGACCUAUAACAUGCGGGAAGCCAAUACUGAGAUCCACUACUCCUUCUCUUUGUACUGUCCACUUCCAGAAGGCUCAGAAGCAUGUAACCAGAGCCUUGAGGAAGGCAGGGCUUAAUGUUACCUCAUCUAGUAAGCUUGCUCCCAAGUUCCAUGUGAUAGUGGCAGAAUAUGUACGCCAAAUUCAAUCCAAACGAAGAGCCGCACUAAAGGAUAAUAAACAUAAAGUAGCAAUAAAGGAAGAAACCGCUGAUUGACGACGGCCAGCCUCUUUCUUCUCAAACUGGAUGCAUGGUGAACCUGCUAAUUCUUUAAAUGAAGCAAAAGGUGUGAUUCUUUUCCUCGUCAAUCUUUAAAGCAUCAGGUUUUGGUAACAGGAGGUGCAUUAUAGCUAUGGUUGUCCCAUGAAUUGUAUGGGGUGACAUGCAUAGAGUUUUUUUUUUAAUUUUGAUUUUUAUUAUUUUCUCUCUGAAUUUAGUUCUUAGAGUUUGUCUCUACGAGAGAUGAUGUUCGAGUUUAUUAAAUAUUGAUUGUAUUACUUCAUUUUUUAGCAUUGUCGUUUCUUCCUUUGAUGUCUCUGUAUAUCUAAUUUUAACCUUAUGGUGGGUAGUUAGGUACUGCUAUGUUGAUUUAGUGGGAUAUUCAUUUUAUGGAAGCCUAUUAGUCUCUUAUCUUUGUUUCUUUUUUUCUUUUUUUUUUUUUUUUUUUUUUUGGGUGAAUCCUAUAUUUGUGAUGGU